Molecule: messenger RNA, 1711 nt
Organism: Solanum tuberosum (potato)
Lineage: Eukaryota; Viridiplantae; Streptophyta; Magnoliopsida; Solanales; Solanaceae
Product: B3 domain-containing protein At5g42700-like
Exons: 8
Coding region: 560-1447 (295 amino acids)
Molecular function (GO): DNA binding
Source: RefSeq, a predicted model, not a curated record
AAUGUUGAUUAUCUUAAUAUGGUAUUAAAGUCACCGUCUCCAUAAUUGUGUUUUCCGAUAUUAGGAUUUUGUUCAUGUUCUGGAUGCUCAAUCUUGUCGUGCUAGGUCGUGAAUUGAUGUCCCAUAUUGGUUGAGGGAAAAUGUGUUUAUUGUCUCCUUUAUGGUUUUAGUCAAUUUUCAUGAUUUAGUUGUUGAGGUUGAAUCAGACCUAUGGUCCAUACGGUAUCAGAGUCACCAUCUCUAUUGUUGUGUUUUUCGAUGUUGGGUUUUCAUGUUAUAUUAUCGACGCUUUAGAUACCUAGUCUUAGCGUGCUAGGUGUUAAUUGGUGUCUCCAGAUUUGUUGAGGAAAUGUGUUUUUGUUUCCUUAUAGUUUUCGACUAUCCUUUCCUCCUGAGCUACCUUUGUGGCUGAAGUAAACUCAAGGUCUAUUUUCACCCAAGCUAGAUACGUCUUCAAAAAUUCCAGUUCCGAGUGUGUGGGGAUUGCUAUAUAUAGUCUUUUCCAAUGCCCCAUAUCAAGAGGAUUAGACCUUCUCAUGUCACACAGAAACCUUAGGUAAUGAAGGACAGGUCAUUGGAACUCAAAGGGUGGCAUAAGCAAGUUGUUUGCAAGAAGUCCAAGAAACGUGGAAGCUGUAAAAAGAAAAUGGCAAUGAUGCACAAUCUUUAUGGUCAAAUUGAUUUGGCUACAUCUGCCAAAUAUCGAGCAGAGGAGGUCCUAUCAAGAUUGAGCACAAAAUAUCCAAGCUUUAUGAAGCCUAUGAUCAGAUCAAAUGUUAGUGGAGGUUUCUGGCUAUCUCUUCCAAGGUUAUUCUGCCAGCUGCAUAUGCCACGGCAUGAUAUAACCGUUACUUUGGUAGAUGAAAGUCAGGAAGAGUACAAAACAAAAUAUCUUGCUGAGAGGAAUGGACUCAGUGGUGGAUGGCGGGGUUUCUCGCUUUCACAUGACUUAGUGGAGGGAGAUGUUUUAGUUUUUCAGUUAUUCAGAUUCUGCAAAUUGAAGGUGUAUAUGGUCAGAGCCAAUUAUUUGGCUGAAGUUGAUGCCGCACUUGUUCUUCUCCAUUUAGAUGCUCACCAUAAACAAAUUGAUCCUGUGCACCAAAGGCAGCAUAAUAUAAGUAUGAAACAAGUUGGGAUCAAGCGUCAAAGACUUUCCUCACAAGAAGGGGAUGAUUAUUCUACAGAAAACAUGUUACACAAACAUAGUCAUUCGAGGAAUAUGUUCAAGAAUCUUGAUUUACCUUCAAAAGGACUGGACUAUGAAACUCUUAAUAUUGUAGAUGCUGUAAAAGCCAGCAAACUCAGUGACCCUCCAAAUGGUACUUUCUCAUCCUGGAACACAAGGCCAACCCAACUUGAGCAGUUAGAGAUCAGACCAUUUUCGAGUGGGUACUCCAUUGAACCAGCUUUAACCCUAUCAGGGGCAGAAAUGGUAUUUAGGCUGUGAACGCGGUUGCUCCUCUUAUCCUUGACUUUAACUAUAGUGUUGAAGUUGUAUACAAUGGAUUGUAAAAUCUUUUUUUACACCAGUGUGAUUUUAGUUAUAGCAUGUCAUUGCUUUAUUAUCCGAAUUACAAUAUUAGGCUUGAUAGGAAGAGUUACGUGUUAAUGUAAAUCAACUUAACCUGAUAGCGUAAAAUUUUGUUGGUGCAUACAACAUAAACUUCCCCAGGAGGAGUUUUCACUUUGAAAGUGUAUAGUCUUAAGCAAA